AUGGGGGGUCGACCACGGAUAGUGUCUAGCUAUGAAGCGACUGCUAUCGUGAAUCGGACCCGGGAAGGCAGGCUCUCAAAAGCGGCCGAGGGAGAUCGGGGACGUAACUGCGUGUUCUGUCGCCGGCUCGUUCGUCGCCCUGUUCUGUGGAUUGCAACGCCGGUCCUUGUUCGGUCUCUCGUCAAUGCAGCCGUUGGACUACGGGUGCUCGUCGCUUCCGUCGUUGCUCCUUCUGGCAGUUGUUCAGCUGCGGUUUCGCUCCGUACGGAGGGAGUGGGUUCGUUCGGCGUCUCCGGCGAUGUGGCUUCCCAACUGCUGGUUGCAGCUAAUCGUCGUUCGCUUCGGUGGUCUUCCUGUCUUCGUUUCUUCGUACUGAGAUACUGGUGUGUUCUGGUAGAAGAGGUAAUGUUGAUUGAAGACUGA
Macrosiphum euphorbiae (potato aphid) is the source of this 423-nucleotide messenger RNA. The record is from the annotation of a GenBank genome assembly. NCBI's taxonomy places the organism in Eukaryota, Metazoa, Arthropoda, Insecta, Hemiptera, Aphididae.